AAACCAAGUCAAUUCAUGGCUGCUCCAAGGACUUCUCAUUUAUCAGCCAUUCAUCACUUGUUGAGUGCAGGUAGAAACCAAAUCCAAGUGAAAGGGAAAGAAAGAAACAAUCUCAUGGAUUCAACUGCUCCACUUCCAUUUAGUGGCAAUGGCGAAGAUAAACCUCUUCAUAUAGUCAUGAUCCCAUGGCUCGCCAUGGGUCACAUAACCCCAUACUUUGCGCUGGCCAAGGUUCUUGCUCAAAAGGGUCACUUCAUCACAUUCAUAAACAGCCCAAAGAACAUUGAUCGCAUGCCCAAACCCCCAAAAAGCCUUGAACCAUUCAUCAACUUGGUGAGGUUGCCCUUGCCACCCAUUGAGCAUCUCCCAGAAGGUGCAGAGAGCACCAUGGACAUCCCCACUAACAAGGGAUAUUACCUCAAGUUGGCCUAUGAAGGCCUCCAAGAUGCUGUUGCUGAGAUACUUCAAACUUCAAAGCCUGAUUGGGUUCUAUAUGAUUUUGCAGCUGACUGGUUGCCACCAACAGCUAAGAGCCUCAACAUCCCUUGUGCCCAUUACAACAUAACCCCAGCUUGGAGCAAAUGCUUCUUUGAUCCACCAAAGGAUCAGGUAAAGUCAUAUUUCAAUCUUGAAGACAUGUGUAGCCCACCCAAGUGGGUUCCUUUCCACACAACCAUGAGUCUAAGGCCUUAUGAGAUCAUUAGAGCAUUUGCAGCUGUCAAAGAUGAGUCUACAGGACGAUCAAUUAAUUAUGAUCCCAACAAAGCAUAUUCCAGCGGUGACUUGUUUCUUCUCAGAAGCUCCAGAGAACUUGAAGGAGAAUGGUUAGAUUAUGUUGCUGAUAGGUACAAGAUGCAUGUGGUUCCUGUUGGCUUGCUUCCACCAUCCUUGCAAAUAAGAGAUGUUGAAGAGGAAGACAAACACCCCGACUGGGUGAAAAUCAAAGCCUGGUUAGACACACAAGAACCUUCAUCUGUGGUGUUCAUAGGAUUUGGGAGUGAGUUGAAGCUGAGCCAGCAAGACCUCACUGAGUUGGCCCAUGGCAUUGAGCUUUCUGGGUUGCCUUUCUUCUGGGCUUUGAAGUACCUGAAAGAUGGAUCACUUGAGUUACCUGAGGGGUUUGAGGACAGAACCAAGGAUCGUGGGAUUGUUUGGAAAACAUGGGCACCCCAGCCGAAGAUCUUAGCUCAUGGGGUCAUUGGGGGAUGCAUGAGUCACUCGGCUGCAGGUUCUGUCAUUGAGAUGGUUAAUUUUGGGCACGUUCUUGUGACCCUGCCAUAUUAUCUGGACCAGUGUCUGUUUUCAAGAGCAUUAGAAGAAAAGAAAGUGGGAAUAGAGGUACCAAGGAACGAGCAAGAUGGUUCCUUUACUAGGGAGUCGGUGGCGAAGACAUUGAGGUUAGCAAUAGUUGAUGAGGAAGGGAGUGUCUACAGGAAGAAUGCCAAAGAGAUGGGCAAUGUUUUCAGUUCCAAAGUUCUUCAUGAUCAAUACAUUGAAGAUUGCAUUGCUGCUCUUCAAAAAUAUAGGCUUCAUUCCAAUAGAUAAGCAGUUCUUCUUUUAAUUUCUUUCCUUUCUUCUAUGAUCUUUGUUUAGUAAUAAAGGUCAAUAUAGCACCUACGAAAAUUCGACUUUAUUAAGAUUACAUUGUCCGCAAAA
Molecule: messenger RNA, 1656 nt
Organism: Lotus japonicus
Lineage: Eukaryota; Viridiplantae; Streptophyta; Magnoliopsida; Fabales; Fabaceae
Product: soyasaponin III rhamnosyltransferase-like
Exons: 2
Coding region: 16-1545 (509 amino acids)
Molecular function (GO): UDP-glycosyltransferase activity
Source: RefSeq, a predicted model, not a curated record